CCCCUUUUGUCACGUGAUCGGCGGAACGUGUGACGUACUUCCGGCGGUAGUAAUGACCCGAAACCGGGUAUAGCUUCGAAUCGAAAGUCGUCCGUCCUUAGACACUGCAAGUAUCGUCUACUUCCUGUACUAAACCGGUGCUGUAUUGAUUUGAAAGAAAACAUGGGUGACAUUGAAAAGGGAAAGAAGGUAUUCGUGCAGAAGUGUGCCCAAUGUCACACGGUCGAGAAGGGAGGGAAGCACAAGGUCGGGCCCAACCUUUGGGGUCUGUUAGGCCGCAAGACCGGCCAGGCAGAAGGCUUUUCUUACACAGACGCAAACAAGAGCAAAGGUAUUGUCUGGAGUGAGGAAACACUUAUGGAGUACCUGGAAAAUCCAAAGAAGUACAUUCCAGGAACAAAGAUGAUCUUUGCUGGCAUCAAGAAGAAGACCGAGCGUGCUGAUCUGAUUGCAUAUUUAAAAUCUGCAACAUCCUAAACAGUACCAAUGUUCACUUAAUUUAUAUGUACAGUCUGCUCAUAUAAUAUUACUGUGGCAUUGGUCUCUUAUUGACACCGUUUUAAAUUUAUAAUAAGCCCUUAACAUCAACAUUUCUGGGUUUAAUAUCAUUGUUUUUCUGCAUGUGUCUAUCAAGUGAUGAAAUGGUUAAAUUAAAAUCAGCUAUGUUUUACACCACUAUUGAUCUUUCAGUGAGGUCAAAGAUUACUGGAAGUGCUUUUUGGUUUCUAACAAUGUAAAGGAUUCCCCUGGUGAUGGUUUACAGGUGAUGUGCAAUUUCUUAUUGCCUUGUUUUACACUAUGACACUGUACAUUUUAUACCUCGUGGUUAGGGGAAGGGCCAUCUGCUUAGUAAAGGUGUCAUUAAAUGGAUAAAACGA
Messenger RNA from Paramormyrops kingsleyae, 878 nucleotides. Its product is annotated as cytochrome c-like. NCBI's taxonomy places the organism in Eukaryota, Metazoa, Chordata, Actinopteri, Osteoglossiformes, Mormyridae. Gene Ontology annotation, molecular function: electron transfer activity; heme binding. The record is from RefSeq and is a predicted model, not a curated record.